AUGGCCAUUCAGUCCAAAUCUGCCCCAAUUGGGCCGUGGGGCAAGGCGACAGCAGGCGCCACGGGCGCAGUGCUCGCCAAUGCCCUGGUCUACCCGCUGGACAUAGUCAAGACUAGGCUCCAAGUCCAAGAAGUGCGCAAGCCCGGCGACACUCCCGACCCGACCUCCAUCACACCACACUACAACUCCACCUGGGAUGCCCUCAGCAAGAUGUUCGACGAGGAGGGCCUGGCCGGCCUGUACGCCGGCAUGAGCGGCUCGCUCCUCGGCGUCGCCUCCACCAACUUCGCCUACUUCUACUGGUACAGCACCGUCAGGACGCUGUACUUCAAGGGCGCGAGCGUCACGGCCCCGCCGUCCACGGCGGUGGAGCUGGCGCUCGGUGCCGUCGCCGGCGCCCUGGCCCAGCUGUUCACCAUCCCCGUCGCCGUGGUCACCACGCGGCAGCAGACACAGAGCAAGUCGGAGAGGAAGGGCAUGCUGGAGACGGCCAGGGAGGUCAUCGACGGCCCGGACGGCGUGACCGGCCUGUGGAGGGGCCUCAAGGCCAGUCUGGUGCUGGUGGUGAACCCGUCCAUCACGUACGGGGCCUAUGAGAGGUUAAAGCCGCUGCUGUUCCCUGGCGGCAAGCCCUUGAGCGCGUGGCAGGCCUUUGUUUUGGGGGCUCUGUCCAAAGCAUUAGCAACCGUUGCCACGCAGCCACUCAUCGUCGCCAAGGUCGGGUUGCAGUCCAAGCCCCCACCGUCGAGGAAGGGCAAGCCCUUCAAGAGUUUCGGCGAGGUGAUGCAGUUCAUUAUCAAGAACGAGGGUCCCCUGGGACUGUUCAAGGGCAUCGGUCCCCAGAUACUGAAGGGGAUCCUGGUGCAGGGCAUUCUUAUGAUGACCAAAGAACGAGUCGAGAUCAUGUUCAUCCUCUUCAUCCGCUACCUGCAGAAGCUGCGGUCACAGCAACUGGCAAAGGCUGCACAACUGGUUGCUGCGAGGAAUGCCACGGUUCCGAUUACAACAAAAUAG
Diaporthe citri is the source of this 1014-nucleotide messenger RNA. RefSeq lists its product as uncharacterized. The record is from RefSeq and is a predicted model, not a curated record. Lineage: Eukaryota; Fungi; Ascomycota; Sordariomycetes; Diaporthales; Diaporthaceae. The transcript is spliced from 4 exons. Gene Ontology annotation, biological process: transmembrane transport. Bases 1 to 1014 code for a protein of 337 amino acids.